Messenger RNA from Boeremia exigua, 2712 nucleotides. RefSeq names its product tRNA nucleotidyltransferase. The record is from RefSeq and is a predicted model, not a curated record. Gene Ontology annotation, biological process: tRNA 3'-terminal CCA addition. The transcript is spliced from 2 exons. Gene Ontology annotation, molecular function: RNA binding; ATP:3'-cytidine-cytidine-tRNA adenylyltransferase activity. Bases 1 to 2712 code for a protein of 903 amino acids. Lineage: Eukaryota; Fungi; Ascomycota; Dothideomycetes; Pleosporales; Didymellaceae.
AUGGCCUCGGAGGCAUUGCCGAAAUCUGCUGUUCAACUCGAGUUGACUGAAGUUGAAACCAAGCUUCGUCAACUCUUGUUGGAUGUGGCUGCAUAUAUUGACGAGCAGCCUGCGUCCAAGGCAACUGCAGUGGAGGCACCAGCAGACCUUGCGAACGAGAAGGUCAUACUAAGAUGGACAGGAGGCUGGGUGCGCGACAAGCUAUUGGGAGUAGGAAGCCACGACAUCGAUGUUGCCAUCAAUAAAAUGACCGGCGAACACUUUGGAUUGAAGCUGCAAGAGUACCUGGAGAUUCCUGGCAACGCCGAGAAGCAUGGCUUGCUCGAGAAGAGCGAAAAGUCCGACAAGCUCAGCAGUAAGGAUAAGGCAAAGAAGAUCGCGCCUGGCCUUCACAAGAUUGAGGCGAACCCUGAAAAGUCCAAGAACCUGGAGACGGCGACAACGAAUAUCAUGGGCAUCGACUUGGACCUUGUCAAUCUUAGGAAGGAGAUUUACAACGAGAUUUCGCGCAAUCCGCAGAUGGAGUUUGGCACAGCUGAAGAAGAUGCCGUGCGCCGAGAUGCUACCGUUAAUGCCAUGUUCUUCAACUUGCACACUUGUCAGGUCGAAGACUAUACCGGACAGGGAUUCGAUGAUAUGGCUGCGAAGAUUAUCAGGACGCCACUCGAACCUGUUCAGACCUUCAAAGAUGACCCGCUUCGAGUACUGCGGCUGAUCCGCUUUGCAUCUCGAUUGGAUUACACAAUUGAGCCGGAGACUGAGAAGGCCAUGGCCAAUCCACAGAUUCAGGACGUUCUCAAGAUUAAGAUCAGCCGAGAACGUGUGGGCAUCGAGUUGGAGAAGAUGUUAAAGGGUCCUCGCCCACGCAUGGCACUCGAGCUUAUCAAUCGGUUCGCUCUGUACAAGACUGUGUUCACAGAUCCCACAAGAGAGCUUCCUGCUGAGCCUGACACAAAUUUGUUCCAGCCAGCUUUUGAGUUUGUUGACUCUGUUGUUCGUGGAAGCUCCAAGGAUUCCGCCAUUAUCGACAACCUUGUUCGCAAUGCAGACGAGCAGUACCUCGCCUGGAUAUGCGCGACUGUGAUGCCAUGGGCGGAUGCGCCUACUGUCCCUCAUCAAAAGCCUCUUCAAAGACCCUACUUCUCUGCGUAUCUUGUCGCUCGUGAGGGCUUCAAAGCGCCCAACAAGGUCUGCGAUGUCAUCGCUGCCUCACUCAGCAACGGCGACGAGAUCCGAAACCUGAUCGCACAGUGUGCAAGAAGCCUUCAGCGACCAGACAAGAUCGACCCUACGACCGAUGCCACUGCCCGAGAUACAUUAGGGAUGGCCAUUCGCCGGUGGGGAUCGACAUGGAGAACACAAGUUCUGUUCAACCUGACAUAUGAGGUUGUGAUUGGUAACCAAUCGCAAGACCAACUGGUCCGCUCUUACUCCUCGUUCCUGUCCCACCUUGCCAUGCAUCGGAUUCUAGACGCAGAUACCUUCAAGCCCCUUCUGAAGGGCACCGAUCUUGCCAAAGCUCUGUCCAUCAAGCCAGGCCCAUGGAUGAAGGACGCUCUUGACGUGGUCAUGGCUUGGCAGCUUCGCAACCCAACCAUUACGGAUCCAACUGAAGCUAUCGAGGCUGUCAGGAAGGCUAAAGAGAGUGACAGUGAGCUUCCCCAACGUCUCGCCGCGCACUUCCUGAAGCUUACCAUUCCACCUUUCUUUCCACAGACUAAAUCGACGACCGCGUUCGAAGUAUCGCAGAAAUCUGCUCCGUGGAAGGACCCUCAUAAUGAGUUUGUCAUGGGCCUGCUGGAUUGGUCAAUCAAGGCGCUCGAUAGGGGAGCAAUAGAACAAAACUGGCACCUCAUAGUUCCGCCCAUUUUGAAGAUGCUCGAUGAUACAGAGGUCGAAUCAAAAGCGAGAGGGUGCAAGUACCUUGCCCAGGUACUUCUGGCGCUACAAUCUGGACCCAGCCGAGACACGGCCGCAAAGUUCCUUGCACGUACAGGUUACCACGAGGUCUUUGCUUCUACCCUUUGGCCGUUACUCACAUAUUUCCCCUCCCUCACCCCCGAGUCUGAGUCUAUUACUAUCUUCCAAUCUAUCUACGAGCCAUUGCGCGCUCUUGCAACUCUAACCACUUCCGAAGACAAACGAGCAAAGUUCGUCGACAAGCUUAUGCGCGAGGGUAUCCUUGCACCUCUCACGCACUUCCCUACACCUUCUACUUACCCCCACCUCGCAUGCGAAAUGAUCCGGCAGAUUGAGAAAGUCGCAGCGCUCGCGGGCAUUGAAACUGUCAAGCAUUUACGUACACUUGUUCCUCUGUUGACGGGUAUCAUGCAAGACCCAUUCAUCUUGGCUCACAAGCAGCUCGCGCUCGCAGCAGUAGAGGGGCUACAGUGUUUGGCGCAGGUCUGCUGGCCGAGGCUGCCUGCGCACAGGGGAGCGUUCACUCUAGGACUCUGUGUUCUCAAAAUGAGAUGUGACGAAGAGUUCAGCGGGGAAAACAAUGGAGAGGAGGGGAGCCAGAAAAGACAAGAUUGGGAUUUGUUGAGGAAAUUACGUGAGGAGGUCAAGGACACGGCGGAACUACUAGACAUGGUUUUGAGCCAGAGUGAGGUCGGCGAAGAUUGGAAGAAGGAGAAGGUAGCCCUGGUUGAUGCCAAUGAUGAUCUGAGAGGGUUCUUCGAGGGGAAAGCGGCAGGCUCUGAGGAGGAGUGA